AUGGCAGGAGCCCGAAUCCGCGCGCCCCAGGACUCCGCAACUCCCACCGCACAAGCCUCAUCCACACCCACAGCCGCGCAACCCACAAUCACACUCGCCCUCUCGACAACCUUCACCCCACCCGCACAAUGUACAGCGAACCGCAUCACCAUCCUGCCGCCGCCAGGCUACUUCAUGUGGGCGAACGAACCCGUGCCGUACCCAAACACGACCGUCUCGGACUGCUACCCCAGCGAAUUCCUACGUAGCUACACAUCCAUGUCAGCCGGCGCGACGGGGUCCUCCAUCGUGCCCGUCAUGAGCCCGCUAGUGUGUCCGCAGAACUUCUGCACCAUGUUCGCCGCGGACAAUAAUUACAUCGCGUGCUGUCCGUCCGACUACAAGUUCGCCCCACCCUCCUCCAUAGCCGUCUCCUCCCGCCCCGCCUACGGCGGAACAUGCUACAGCGACUUCACCGUCUCCUCGACCCUCACAGCGCUGAAAUACAACUCCGAAGGCUCCACCGGCACCGAGCCCUGGAUCGCAUCAAAAACCGGUAUACAAGCAUACGCGCACCCGAUCGACGGAUUUGCGCCGCACUCCCCCUCGCUCGGCUGCGCACUCAACACCUCCUCACACAGUAAAAACACCACUUCCACCUCCCUCCCCGCAUCCUCCAGCAGCAGCAGCCCCGCCCAAACCCCCACACCAUCCCACACCCCCUCCCCCGGCGCAAUCGCCGGCGCCGUCCUGGGCGCUCUAGUCGGCCUCAUCUUGCUCCUCACGCUCAUACUCUUCCUGCUGCGCCGCCACCGCCGCAAUACGACGGCUCGCAUGGAUUCGAACCAGGAGACGCAUCAGUUGUCUGAUGACUUUGCGGGUGGGAAGCCGCACGAGACGGAUGCGGGGAAUGCGCGGUAUGAGAAGGAUUCUGCGGUUGCGGCGGCGGAGAUUGGGUCGUCGGGCGGGAUGGGUAAGUAUGGGGUGGGUGGGGUGGUGCAUGAGAUGGAUGGGGGGAGGGGGGCGGAGGGGGUGCAUGAGUUGGCUGCUGAGAGGGAGGGGAGGGAAGAGGGGAAGGGGGGUGGUAGGUUGAUUUAG
This is a messenger RNA of Dothidotthia symphoricarpi CBS 119687, 1077 nucleotides long. RefSeq lists its product as uncharacterized. The transcript has 2 exons. Lineage: Eukaryota; Fungi; Ascomycota; Dothideomycetes; Pleosporales; Dothidotthiaceae. The record is from RefSeq and is a predicted model, not a curated record. Bases 1 to 1077 code for a protein of 358 amino acids.